Molecule: messenger RNA, 1981 nt
Organism: Papaver somniferum (opium poppy)
Lineage: Eukaryota; Viridiplantae; Streptophyta; Magnoliopsida; Ranunculales; Papaveraceae
Exons: 2
Coding region: 1251-1976 (241 amino acids)
Source: RefSeq, a predicted model, not a curated record
CUACAUUCUCCCCUCACCCACACCGGCCAUUCUCCUUUCAGGGAAGAACUUCUUAUUCCGUCGCAAAAAUGCUUGGAUUCAUUUCACCUACUGCAUCGACUGGUGGCGCGAAAGAAUACAGUUCCAUUGAAAUGGAAGAAAUCACUACUUUCUUCAAGACAACACUUGAAAAAAGUGCACCUCAUUCACGUAUCAUUUCAGGAAGAUGCUCUAUCCAUAGGGUACCUGAAAGGUUACAUAAAUGAGUCAUUUAGGGUUUGGGUUGUAAGUUUUAGCUUAAAGGAUUUGGGUCCUAAGUUUGUCCAUUUUUGAGUUUGGGUCGUUGACCCGUUAGUCAACUACUUAGUUUGGUCAAACUGUUACUUAGUUUGGUCAAACUGUUAGGGUUAUCGACGACAUCCGGCUCCAAUAGUUUCUGCUAGAAUACGGACAUCCAACUCAAAACCAAUUAACAAUGAGUGGAGAGGCCCUAAGGGAUUAUAAGCCGCAGGAUCUUAGAUUGCCCAAUAAUGUGGGACUAAUAAUCUCAACAGUUUCCUUACCUCAUCCCCUCUCUCUGUAGCGCUUGAAUGGUUGUUUCUCAUUUAUGCACCUCCUCCCUUUCCUUCUUCGAACCCCUCCAUUUAACACCACCACCAUCUCAUGGUUUUAGAUGACAACAAUGGUGGAAGUAGUAUAAAGCAGAAAAUACCACACCGAAAAUCACAGCCUUGGAUCUAUCAAUUAACUUACAACCAAUAUUCUGAAGCAUCACAUUUUGAUUGCCGUUCUGAUGCCAAAGUGAGAAAGUCACACUAUCUUGAUUCACGUGAAAUCCCAAUCCAUCGUAUAAUUUUAUCAUUUAGAAGUCCAUUUAUAAAUCUGAUUUUAUUGAUCCGAAAGACGUGAGGAAAUUUUUGAGUUGAAGAAAUUGAUUAGUGCUGGUGUUCUGGUUGAUGUGGGGUUUGAAUCAUUGAGUGUCGUUUUAGUUUCGUCGAAUGAAGUACUCCAUGAGAAGAACCCAAUUACAAUCGUUAACUCUCCCCUGAUGGUUUGACCAAAAUCAAUAGUUGACUAACGGGUCAAUGACCCAAACUCAAAGAUGGACAAACUUAGGAUCCAAAUCCUCUACCAUGCUAAAACUUACAACCCAAACCUUAAAUAACUCUAAAUGAAUUUACCGAGCCUAGUAGACUAUAUAAGCCUAAAACAAUCUCUAUUAGUCCUUUCCACCAUAGAGACCAAAGCUUAAAAGCCAAGGAAAUUUAUAAAUGGACGUAUGCACACUCUUUACUUACUCGAACAGCAAACAGGAAGCUAAAAGAAGACAAAGUCAAAAUCAAAUCCAAAGAAGAGGAGAAGAAAAUCAAAAACAAGAAACAACAGAAGAAAAAGACGAUGAUGAUGAUGAACAAGAAGAAGAAGGAAGAACAGCAACAUCUGAAGAAGCAGCAGUAGCAGAAGAAGAAACAGAAACUGCAACAACAACGACAACGGAAACAGAUGAUGAAGAAGACAAAUGGGCAAGGUUUUUUCAUACAGAGCUGGACUCAUCAGGUGCACUAGUUACAAACAAAGAGUGGUUUGCUGUAUUAGAAGAAUGCGUUUCUUCUAUUAAGAAGAUGGAGACCGAAAUUCGGAUGUGCUAUUCAGAAUUCAUAGACAUGGAUAGCCGGGAGUUCGUACAGAUGAUGGUAAUUGAUGGUUUGUUUAUUAUUGAGCUGCUAUUAAAAGUUGAAUUCAUCCAAUACGCUUAUGACAUGGGAAAUAUUGACCCUAUAUGUCGUAAUCCGUGGCUUAUGGCAGGGGUUAUUCAAGAUAUGAGACUACUUGAAAACCAACUCCCGAUGUUUGUUCUUGAAUGUUUAUACAAGAUAAUUGCUCCACCAGAUGAGUUAGAGGAUUUGCCUUUGAAAAUGCUUGCUCUUCAUUUGUUCAAGAAUACGUUGACGCUUCUUCCAGAUGAAAUAACUCUUGAUCUGGACCAUUGUGGAUGAGAAUU